AUGUUACUGAGCGGAGCUGCUCCGGCGGGCUCCGGCCCGGGGCAGCGGGCACAGGGGAGCUCGGGGAGCGGCCCGGGGGGAUCGCGCCGAGGCGCGGGGGGAGCGGGAGCUGGCCCAGGAGGGGGCGGCAGUGGCGGAGUGGCCAAGUGGCUCCGGGAGCACCUGGGCUUCCGCGGGGGGGGCGGCGGCGGAGGUGGAGGCAAGCCGGCGCCCCCGGAGCCGGACUACCGUCCCCCCGGACCGUCCCCGGCCGCGCCCCCUGCGCCACCCCCGGACAUCCUAGCCGCCUACCGGCUGCAGAGGGAGCGCGACUUCGAAGACCCGUACUCUGGGGGGCCGUCCAGCUCCGCUGCUGCCCCAGCCACCCCCGCCGUCCCCGGCCCCACGCCGCCCCCGCGCCACGGAUCGCCUCCCCACCGCCUUAUUCGGGUUGAGACCCCUGGCCCCCCAGCGCCCCCUCCCGAGGAGCGGAUCUCUGGACCCCCCGCCAGCAGCGACAGGUUGGCAAUCCUAGAAGACUAUGCGGACCCGUUUGAUGUUCAGGAGACUGGUGAAGGCCCAGCAGGAGCUUCAGGAGCUCCAGAGAAGGUCCCUGAAAAUGACGGCUACAUGGAGCCCUAUGAGGCCCAAAAGAUGAUGGCUGAGAUCCGGAGCUCCAAGGAGACAGCAGCUCAGCCCCUGCCUCUGUAUGACACGCCCUAUGAGCCAGAGGAGGAGGGGACCACCCCAGAGGGUGAGGGGGCCCCCUGGCCGCGGGAGUCCCGUCUGCCAGAGGAUGAUGAGAGGCCCCCUGAGGAGUAUGACCAGCCCUGGGAAUGGAAGAAGGAGAGGAUUUCCAAAGCCUUUGCAGUUGACAUUAAGGUCAUCAAAGACCUACCUUGGCCUCCGCCGGUGGGACAGCUGGACAGCAGCCCCUCCCUGCCUGACGGGGACAGGGACAUCUCCGGUCCAGCCUCACCCCUCCCUGAGCCCAGCCUGGAAGACGGCAGCGCCCAGUUUGAAGGACCUGAGAAGAGCUGCCUGUCACCUGGCCGGGAGGAGAAGGGGCGGCUACCUCCCCGACUCUCUGCAGGGAACCCCAAGUCAGCCAAGCCCCUAAACGUGGAGCCCAGCAGCCCCUUGGGGGAGUGGACAGACCCAGCACUGCCUCUGGAAAACCAGGUCUGGUACCACGGGGCCAUCAGUCGAACAGAUGCCGAGAACCUGCUCCGCCUGUGCAAAGAGGCCAGCUACCUGGUGCGCAACAGUGAGACCAGCAAGAAUGAUUUCUCCCUGUCCCUCAAGAGCAGUCAGGGCUUCAUGCACAUGAAGCUGUCCAGGACCAAGGAACACAAGUACGUGCUGGGCCAGAACAGCCCGCCCUUCAGCAGCGUCCCUGAAAUCGUGCACCACUAUGCCAGCCGCAAGCUGCCCAUUAAGGGGGCCGAGCACAUGUCCCUGCUCUACCCUGUGGCCAUUCGGACUCUAUAGAUGUGAGGGCCGGGCACUGUGACAAAUCUGGACCCAUCCCCUUCCCUCUCCCUGAGAUCGAGUGAACUGGAGAUUCCUUAAUUUAUUCUAAAGGGGAAGGCCUACUGGGGCCUUGGGAGUAAAAUGGUUGUCUGGAGCCGAGGACAGAGGAAUCCCUGGGGAGAAAGGAUAGCCCCUGGAGGAAGGGGGCUUCAGAGCCGCUGGUUUCCUGAGGAGUUUAAUAUCAGCAGCUCCCCACCAUUUGCGCCCCUAGGCAGAUGUGGCGACCCCCCCUUACCCACCGCCUCCUUCCCCCUGGGUCAAUGCGGGGUGGGGCAGGACGCGGUCCUGCGGGGCUCCCUGGCCAUGUCUCUGCCUCCGCCCCUAAACCACCGGCUGGCUCCGUCAGAGUCUGGGGCUUGGGGCUUGGGGAAGGCAGACCCCUUGGGUGGCGAUGGCCUUGAAGAUAGGGAAACGAGGGGAAGGGCUCGGGUCGUAGGGAACUUGCGCAGUCCCCGAGCCGCCCCGGCUCCCGGCCAGAUGCAAUAAAUAAACCCAGUCCUGCCAGGCA
Molecule: messenger RNA, 2020 nt
Organism: Hyaena hyaena (striped hyena)
Lineage: Eukaryota; Metazoa; Chordata; Mammalia; Carnivora; Hyaenidae
Gene: SHF
Product: Src homology 2 domain containing F
Exons: 7
Coding region: 1-1470 (489 amino acids)
Molecular function (GO): phosphotyrosine residue binding
Source: RefSeq, a predicted model, not a curated record